Aureobasidium musti is the source of this 483-nucleotide messenger RNA. The record is from the annotation of a GenBank genome assembly. Lineage: Eukaryota; Fungi; Ascomycota; Dothideomycetes; Dothideales; Saccotheciaceae.
AUGCAAAUCUACCUUAUCUACUACUCGAUCGCUCGCUACCUCGGCUCAACCGCAGACGCCAAAACUGCAAAGCUCGACCUGUCCGCAGGAUCCGCCAUAAUCUCCCUUGUGAUGUUCAUCCCCGGAGUGACAUUAGGACUAUUGAUCUUCAUCGUCUUCGGCACAACAGGUCCCUUCCGUCGUGACUACGCCCGCUGGGCCCGUUUCAUCGUCUCCACCUGUCUAGGCCGCCGCAGCAGCAGGAACUCUCUCGCCUCUGGAUCCCUGCAUCGUACUGAGAGUGUAGUACGCUUGACAAAUCUAGAUCGAAAGACCAGCCAAAAUGGUGGCAACGAAGAGACGGGAUUGGGUGUUAAGGGCCCUGAUGGCGAGUAUAGAGUUUCUGUUACGCCGCUUGCUGGAGAAGACAGUGAUUAUGAAGAAAGGCAGUUGGGAAUGGGGAUUAUGAUGACGAGGAGCGUCAAACAGAGUGAUGAGAGAUAA